This is a messenger RNA of Cornus florida, 5701 nucleotides long. RefSeq names its product pleiotropic drug resistance protein 3-like. Gene Ontology annotation, molecular function: ABC-type transporter activity; ATP hydrolysis activity; ATP binding. The record is from RefSeq and is a predicted model, not a curated record. Lineage: Eukaryota; Viridiplantae; Streptophyta; Magnoliopsida; Cornales; Cornaceae. Bases 1256 to 5590 code for a protein of 1444 amino acids. Gene Ontology annotation, cellular component: membrane. The transcript is spliced from 24 exons.
UUAUUAAACUUUUUCAUCUACAUUUUACAGAGGAAUGAGAAUGUUGCAAUAACUAACGUCAUUAAACUUAAUUGUGACCACUCGAAUUUUCAGGAUUUAUAUUAUAUUUUUUUUUUCGGGUGAUUAAAGUGGAAGAUUAUAUUUUUCAUUUUAUGUAUCCGUGGGUUGGAUAAGCUUUAUUUGAUUAUUUGUUUUGGAUAUUCAUGCAUCAAUUCUACUGAGGCAAGUUAUUGACAAUUGAUAUAAAUGAAGCCAAAAGCAAGUCAAAGAUGCUAGUGGUUACGUAUUCUAGUUUGGAAAUUGGAAUGGGUACUUGAUUAGGAAUUUUUUUUUUUUUUUUGUGUUUGUUUUUAGUGGAAGUAAAGUUUUUAUUAUUAUUAUUAUUAUUAUAUAUACACAUACAUAUAUGGUGUCUGAUAGGUGUAAUGGAAAGAAUGAGAACACUAGGAGAAUUUGUGGUUGGGCUUAAAGAAAAAUGGUUAUGAUGGUGGGGGGCCCCUAGGAGAAUUUUUUGGUCAAAAUUCUUUGGGGUUUGGCUACGCACGUGGCUGAUUUUUUUUGAAGAUAAGUACGGAAAGAAAGGUGGUGGCGGGGUCCACUAUUGAUUUAUUGUCCUAAGCAUUUGAUUUGGUACUUGCAUGCGUGAUGGCAUGAGAUAGUGUGUGUGUGUCAGUGGAAUACGUUUAUAUAACUAGUGUUUUGUGCACUGGGUGAGUGUUCAGAGAAAGAGCAGAGAGAGAAAGUUGGAGAAAAGACAGAGAGGGCCGAGAGCAGAGUAGUUGAUGAUCAGUGAGGAAAAUUAUUUUUAGAUUUUUUAUACUUUGAGUCGCUUGGUCAUUUUAUCUCAUUAUUUUGUGAUUGUUAUUUUUUGCUCAAAUUGUAAUUAUAUGUAUUUUUGUUCAAAAGUAUUGAUAUAUUUUGUGGAACUAAUUUUCAUGAAAGCUCUUGAAAGUCUUGUUAUGAUUUUUUUUACUCGGACUUCUUGUCCCACCACCCUCCACUUUCAGGUACGAAGAUGAACGUGAAUUGUUACUUUCGGACUUAGGUGGAAGAGUUGGCAUUGCGGAUUUAUUUUAAUUAUUUGGAGAUUUUUGUAUAUAUAUUUGAGGAACUGAUUUCUGUAUAAAUCAAGAUUUAAUGAGAUUGAGAAUUUUAUUAGAUUUUUCGAUCGUUACAUUAAUAUUCUAAAAAUUAAUCCGUAACUUCUUUGUCUCUCUUCCCACCAUUCACAGUUUGAAGUCCUCUAGUACUCAACAUGGCUCAGUUGGUGGGUAAUGACGAGAUAGAAUCACCGAGAACAGAGCUAAAAAGUAUCAGUUCCUCAUUUCAGCAUCACACUUCUAGUUUCCGAAGCAGUUCGGAUUUGGGUUCUGUAAUGGGUGAUGAGGUUGAUGAUGAAUGUGCAUUGAAAUGGGCUACCAUUGAGAGAUUACCCACUUUUGAAAGGUUGAGAUCAUCUUUGUUUGACCAUGAAUGUGGUGAAAAUGGGGUUAAAGGAAAAAGGGUUAUUGAUGUUACUAAGCUUGGUGCUCUUGAAUGUCAUUUGUUCAUUGAGAAACUUAUCAAACACAUUGAGAACGACAAUCUUCGCUUGCUGCAUAAAAUCAGAAGAAGAAUGGACAAAGUUGGUGUAAAACUCCCCACCGUGGAGGUGGGAUAUAAGAAUUUACGAGUGGAAGCAGAGUGUGAGGUAGUUCAUGGCAAGCCCCUUCCAACUCUAUGGAAUUCACUCAAAAGCAUGCUUUUUGAUUUUGCUAAGUUGCCUGGGUUAAAGUCACAAGAGGCAAAGAUAACCAUCAUUAAUGAUGUCAGUGGCAUCAUUAAGCCCGGGAGAAUGACUCUACUGCUUGGUCCUCCUGGAUGUGGGAAGACAUCUUUACUGAAAGCACUUUCUGGAAAUCUGAAAAAACCUCUCAAGGUUACAGGGGAAGUUUCUUACAAUGGAUUCAAACUGGAAGAGUUUGCACCCCAGAAAACAUCUGCUUAUAUAAGCCAAUAUGACCAACACAUUGCUGAGAUGACUGUGAGGGAAACACUUGAUUUUUCAGCCUGCUGUCAGGGUGUCGGAAGCCGAGCAGAGAUUAUGUUUGAGCUCACCAGAAGGGAGAAACAGGCAGGCAUUAUUCCAGAUCCAGACAUAGAUACUUAUAUGAAGGCAAUUACUGUUGAAGGACAAAAGACAACUCUUCAGACUGACUACAUUUUAAAAAUUCUUGGACUUGAUAUCUGUGCGGAUACACUGGUUGGAGAUGCCAUGAGAAGAGGUAUCUCCGGCGGCCAGAAGAAACGAUUAACUACAGGGGAAAUGAUUAUUGGUCCAACAAAGGCUUUGUUUUUGGAUGAUAUAUCAAAUGGCUUAGACAGUUCCACCUCAUAUCAGAUUGUUGCUUGCCUCCAACAGUUGGCACAUAUCACAGAUGCUACAAUACUUGUGUCACUUCUUCAGCCGGCACCAGAAACCUUUGAACUCUUUGAUGAUAUUAUCUUGAUGGCAGAAGGGGAGACUGUGUAUCAUGGAUAUCGCAGUCAUGUUUUAGACUUUUUCGAGGAUUGUGGGUUUCGGUGCCCUGAAAGGAAAGGGGUUGCUGACUUCCUCCAGGAGGUUAUUUCAAUGAAAGAUCAAGCACAGUAUUGGCACCGGACUGAACAACUUAAUAGUUAUGUUUCUGUUGAUAUGUUCUCUAGGAAAUUCAAGGAAUCUCCUUCUGGGAAGAAGCUAGAUGAGGAGCUCUCUAAGUCAUUCAUAAAGUCCCAGAGCCAUAACAGUGCCAUUUCUUUUAGCGCGUGUUCUCUUUCUAAGUGGGCACUCUUUAAAGCUUGCAUGUCAAGGGAAUUUCUUCUCAUGAAAAGGGAUUCUUUUCUUUAUGUAUUCAAAUCAAUCCAGCUUGUCAUAAUUGCAUCUAUGAUGAUGACUGUAUUUUUUCGAACUCGGAUGACUAUUGAUGUUGUUCAUGCAAACUAUUUUCUGGGGGCUCUUUUCUUCACUCUCAUGAUUCUUAUAAUUGAUGGAUUUCCAGAAAUGUCCAUCACUAUGGCAAGACUUCCAAUUUUCUACAAACAGAAAGAACUGUACUUCUACCCAGCUUGGGCCUAUGCAAUUCCAGCUUCCAUUCUCAAGGUCCCUCUUUCGUUGUUGGAAGCUCUAGUUUGGACAUCUCUAACUUAUUAUGUAAUUGGAUACAGUCCGGAGGCUGGCAGGUUUUUCCGCCAGUUCAUUCUCCUUUUUGCUGUGCACUUAACAUCAAUGUCCAUGUUCCGUUUCUUGGCAUCAGUAUUCCAGACCGCCGAUGCUUCUACAACAGCUGGUAGUUUAUCAAUAUUAUUUGUCUUACUGUUUGGUGGCUUCAUUAUCCCAGAACCCUCUAUGCCAGUAUGGUUGAAGUGGGGAUUUUGGGUUUCCCCAAUAACGUAUGGUGAGAUAGGCCUUGCUUUAAAUGAAUUUCUUGCUCCAAGAUGGCAAAAGAUGUCGACCACAAACACAACAUUAGGACAAGAAACACUUGAAAGCCGUGGAUUGAACUUCAAUGCAUACUAUUUUUGGAUAUCAGUUGGUGCCUUAUUUGGGUUUGCAAUGAUUUUUAACAUCGGGUUUACCUUGGCCUUAACGUUUUUAAAACCUCCGGGUUCACGUGCUAUUAUUUCAAAUAUAAAGCUCUCCCAGUUACAAGGAAGUGCAGAUUCGACCAAUAGUGCCAAUGUGGAAGAUAACUCCAGUAAUUCUUCACCUAGAGCUAUUAAAGUACCUUGUAAAGGCGGAAUGGUUUUACCUUUUGAACCUUUGACUUUAGUUUUCCAGGAAGUGCAAUACUAUGUUGACACCCCUUCGGAAAUGCCACAAUGGGGUUUCACUGAGAAAAAGCUCCAACUUCUAUGUGAUAUUACAGGUGCAUUUAGGCCUGGUGUUCUAACAGCAAUAAUGGGUGUAAGUGGAGCUGGGAAAACAACUCUUUUGGAUGUUCUUUCUGGAAGAAAAACUAGUGGCACUAUUGAAGGACAAAUUAAAAUUGGAGGAUAUCCUAGGGUUCAGGAAACUUUUGCCAGAAUAUCGGGUUAUUGUGAGCAAACUGACAUACAUUCUCCACAAAUUACUGUAGAAGAAUCAGUUAUAUUUUCUGCUUGGCUGCGUCUGCAUCCUCAUAUUGAUUCAAAAACCAAAUAUGAAUUUGCGACAGAAGUCCUUGAGACCAUUGAGCUUGAUGGAAUCAAAGAUGCCUUGGUGGGCAUACCAGGUGUUAGUGGCCUAUCAACCGAGCAACGUAAGCGGCUCACAAUAGCUGUGGAGCUUGUUGCUAACCCCUCUAUUAUAUUUAUGGAUGAACCUACAUCUGGACUGGAUGCAAGAGCAGCUGCAAUUGUCAUGCGGGUGGUCAAGAAUGUGGUUAAUACAGGAAGAACAGUCGUUUGCACCAUCCACCAACCAAGUGUUGACAUAUUUGAGGCAUUUGAUGAGUUAAUUCUGUUGAAAAAUGGUGGAUGUAUGAUCUACUCUGGACCAUUGGGUCACCAUUCAAGUAGCGCCAUUGAGUAUUUUGAGGGUAUCUCAGGUGUGCCGAAGAUCAGAAAUAAUUACAAUCCAGCAUCAUGGAUAUUAGAGGUCACUUCCGCAUCUGCAGAAGCUGAACUUGGUGUAGAUUUUGCCCAAAUAUACAUGAAAUCUGUUUUAUAUGAGAACAAUAACGAGAUUGUAAAGAGGUUAAGUGCUCCGCCUCCUGGUUCAAAAGAAUUGUCUUUCCCAACCCAGUUUUCACAAAAUGGUUGGGGACAGUUCAAAUCCUGCCUCUGGAAACAGCAUUGGUCUUAUUGGAGAAGUCCUUCAUACAACUUACUGCGUUCCUUGCAUUUACUUAUUGCAUCCUUGCUUUUUGGAAUACUGUUCUGGGAUCAGGGAAGGAAAAUAAAUAACCCACAGAGCUUGUUCGGUAUACUUGGUUCUAUGUUCCUUGCUCUGACUUUCUUGGGUGUAAAUAAUUCCUCGACGGUUUUGCCCUAUGUCUUGACAGAGCGAUCCGUUCUUUUUCGGGAAAGAUUUGCAGGGAUGUACGCUUCAUGGGCUUAUGCACUUGCACAGGUGAUAAUUGAGGUUCCCUAUCUCUUGGCCCAGUCACUUGCAUUUGUGGUCAUCACAUAUCCAAUGAUCGGGUAUUACUGGUCGGCUUAUAAGGUUUUCUGGUACUUCUACACCAUGUUUUGUACAUUGCUUUACUACACUUAUCUUGGAAUGCUGCUCGUUGCAAUAACGCCAAGCUAUCCAGUAGCUGCAGUUUUACAGUCAACUUUCUACACAGUGUUUAUCUUGUUUGCUGGAUUUUUGAUUCCUCAACCGCAAAUCCCCAAGUGGUGGCUCUGGUUGUAUUAUCUAUGCCCUAUGUCUUGGACACUAAAUGGAAUGCUUACUUCCCAGUAUGGGGAUAUAGAGAAAGAGAUUAUGGUGUUCGGAGAAGCCAAAACUGUCGCGGCAUUUUUGAGAGAUUACUUUGGAUUUCACCACGAUCAAUUACCCAUAGUUGCUGUUGUUCUCACUGUAUACCCCAUUAUUCUUGCUCUUCUUUUUGCAUUCUGUAUUGGGAAGCUUAAAUUCGAAAAAAGAUGAAUGUUUUGCAAGGUCAUUUCUUCAUGAUUUCAUUGCUUUUCUAAUCAUUGUGGUUAUGGGUUCAUAACUUUAAUGUUCAUAUGCUAUCUUCUCUGCCAGAUGACUGCAACU